This is a messenger RNA of Pungitius pungitius (ninespine stickleback), 2515 nucleotides long. RefSeq names its product oocyte zinc finger protein XlCOF6-like. The transcript is spliced from 5 exons. The coding region runs from base 349 to 2151 and encodes 600 amino acids. Lineage: Eukaryota; Metazoa; Chordata; Actinopteri; Perciformes; Gasterosteidae. Gene Ontology annotation, molecular function: RNA polymerase II cis-regulatory region sequence-specific DNA binding; DNA-binding transcription factor activity, RNA polymerase II-specific. Gene Ontology annotation, biological process: regulation of transcription by RNA polymerase II. The record is from RefSeq and is a predicted model, not a curated record.
GAAUCUAAUUAUUUUAAGAAAUAGAUCAAGUAAAUAGGUACAUUUAGACGUUUGCAUAAGUGUGCUUCGUCAGUGGUAGUUAAACAUAGUUACAUUAAGUAGCAUGGUCAAAGUAGAUCCGUGAUAGCAUUCGAUUCCAAAAUCAUUUUCUUUCAUGAAUGGGUGAAAUCACAUGUUAGGGAGCGACCCUCAAAGAGCUCCUCCAGGGGGCGGAAGCCUUGGCACUUUGCCGCAAAGCUGCCCACGAAGAAGAAAAAAGCGGAACCAAAACACGACCGAAACCUUCGAAGAAAAGAAAGACAUGCCUUAUUGAAAAACUCAAUCACAACAGCGAAAUAACUCCCAAACAUGUUGGGCCUGGAGGCUUUAGAGGGUCAACUGUUGGCUCUGAUGCGGACUGAGGUGCGAGCGGCGCUGACGGAGCUCGGCGGACUCCUGGAGGAGCGCUCGGCCUCGGCCGCCGCCAUGGCCGCUCGGCGGCGCUCCGCCCCGGCUCCGGGCUCCGGCCUGAAGAGGGAAGAAGAUGAGAGCGAAGUGACUCCGACCGAGGAGAGUCGCUCCUUCAAUGAAGCCGUCAAGGACCAGUUUGCAUCCAUCAUGGAAUCAUGGACCAAAGGGGCAGUACAAAAGAUCCUGGCGAUGUUGACAGUGUCUGUUGCCGGGGGUGGUCCUGCUGCACAACAAAGGGACGGGCCGAAUGGCCGGACCAAACGGGCGAGACUAAAGCCGAAAGAGAGGAGAGUGUCUUCGCCAAGUGGUCAAUCUGCAUCCGGUAGCUCUCGUCAGAAGAAAAAGAAACUUGAGGAAGGACCCAAACAAGAAGCAAAAAACCAGAAUGACCACAUAUAUUACAAAGAAGAGAAACAUAUUGAUGAACCAGCAGCUGACUCAGGAUCAGUGAUCACACCUGCCACACAGGAAAGUAACUCCCAUUUGAACGAAGAAGUUGGCGUCCAGGAGGAAACGUGCAGCUCCACUGCCACGUCCCAGAUUACAAAGAAGAAGACCACGGAGCCGUUGAAGUGUCCGUCUUGUGACAAAACCUUUGCUCUGAAGUGCAUGCUGGACCGACACCAACUGACCCACACCAAACCACACCUCUGCUCCGAGUGCGGCAAGAGUUUUUCCGAGAAACAGGGGCUUGUCGCGCACUCCAGACGCCACACCGGAGAGAAGCCCUACGAGUGCUCCGACUGCGGGAUCGAGUUUGCCUACAAGUACACCUUGGCCAGACACGUGCGCCGCCACAGCCUGAAGAAACCCAGCGGCCGCACGUGCGCGCUCUGCGAGACUCAGUUCGACGGAGCGCUGGAGCUGCAGCGGCACCGGUGCGGCGCCUUGAAGAAGACCUUUGUCUGCUCGCUCUGCCCAGAAGCCUUCGAGUGCAGGGAGAGCUUGGCCGACCACGAGAACCUGCACUCGGGGGACCGAGACUUCGUCUGCGAAGUGUGCGGCGAGAGCUUCUUCUCGUCGUCGUCCCUCACCGCCCACCGGGUGACCCACGGCCUGCGGGACAACUGCUGCGACGUGCUCGGCCUCGGCUCCAGCGACGCCAGCGUCCUCCGGAGCCACCUGAGCAAGCACAGCGGGGAGAAGCUCUUCGCCUGCGAGGUCUGCGGCAAGGGCUGCAGCCACCGGAGCGCCCUGAAGCACCACAUGCUGACCCACACGGGGGAGAAGCCGUACGUGUGCGAGACCUGCGGCAAGCGCUGCGGCCACGCCAGCGCGCUGCAGAACCACAUGAGGAUCCACACGGGGAAGAAGCGGGGCCAGCAGCCCGUCUGCCACGUGUGCGGCAAGAGCUUCCGCUGCACGGUCAACCUGAAGUACCACAUGAGCGUCCACACGGGGGUGAAGCCGUACGCCUGCGAGCAGUGCGAUAAGAAGUUCAGCAACCCCAGCAAUCUGAAUAUACACAUGGUGAUCCACUCGGGGGAGAAGAGGUACGGCUGCAACAUCUGCGGCAGGAGGUUCACGCAGUCCGUCGGCCUCAAGCUGCACAGGCGGGUGCACACGGGAGAAAAGCCGUAUUUCUGCGUGGUCUGCGGGAAAGGGUUCAUGCACUGCAGCGACUUCAAGAAACACCAGAGGGGUCACCUGCCACAGGAGCCAGCAGACGAGGAGUCCGAAAAUAGGGCUGUGAAAAACUAAAACAUUGCAUCCCCCGUGUGAAAUAGGAACGACGUGUCUCAGCGAUGAUUGAGAUUGGUCAAUCCUCCAUCUCGGACAUUGGUUUUGGUUUGCAACAAUGUCUGCAAUGAAACCCUGUGGUCAUUUCUGAAAGUAGAGAUGAUGGAUAAGCGGUUGUUGGUGUCUCUUUUUGGGACCAACAGGCUUCAGCGCUGAAAGGCAAGUGGUAAUCGGCACAGGCCAGAAACCCCAAAUUUGAGAGGGGGAACUUGAUAAAAGGUGCACCACUGCUAUUUUGUAUACUAGUAAUUGUGCAUGUUAACCAAUAACCCUCAAGAUUCUGUAAAGAACCCAAUAAAAAUUACGGUUUUUGUCCGUUACCGUA